AUGAGAAAAUGUGAUCAUAGAAUUCAGUUGAUAAAUGAGACACCAGUUUGUUCCAAACCCUAUAGAUACCCUCAUGUUCAAAAAGAGGAAAUUGAAAGACAAGUGCAGGGAUUAUUGGCUACUGGUUUUAUAAGGGAAAUUGCUAGUUCUUAUGCUUCUCCCUUGGUGUUGGUUAAAAAGAAAGAUGUCUUCUUUGAUGACAUCCUCGUCUACACAAAGACUUGGAAUGAUCAUUUAGAAUACUUGACAAUCACACUGCAAAUAUUGGAGGAAAAUGGCUUGGCUGUCAAUUUUAAGAAGUGUAGUUUUGGAAAAAGGAAAAUAGAGUAUUUAGGCCAUGUGAUUUCUGUCCAAGGGGUGCAACCAGAUAAUGAUAAGAUUUCAGCAAUUCAACAAUGGCUAGCACCAACGACAAUGAAGGAGCUAAGAGGGUUUUUAAGGCUUUCCGGUUAUUACUGCAGAUUCAUUUUGAAUUAUGGAAAGAUUGCAGCUCCGCCAACAGCCUUACUUCAAAAGGAGAAAGAGUUCAAAUAG
Molecule: messenger RNA, 534 nt
Organism: Abrus precatorius (Indian licorice)
Lineage: Eukaryota; Viridiplantae; Streptophyta; Magnoliopsida; Fabales; Fabaceae
Exons: 2
Coding region: 1-534 (177 amino acids)
Source: RefSeq, a predicted model, not a curated record